Messenger RNA from Lontra canadensis (Northern American river otter), 442 nucleotides. It is a transcript of the gene TSTD1, whose product is annotated as thiosulfate sulfurtransferase like domain containing 1. The transcript is spliced from 3 exons. Bases 3 to 293 code for a protein of 96 amino acids. The record is from RefSeq and is a predicted model, not a curated record. Lineage: Eukaryota; Metazoa; Chordata; Mammalia; Carnivora; Mustelidae. Gene Ontology annotation, cellular component: cytoplasm. Gene Ontology annotation, molecular function: thiosulfate-thiol sulfurtransferase activity.
AGAUGCUGCGGGCACCGAGGGGGCGGCUCGGGGCCGCAUUCCUGUGGCUCGCCGUGGCGGCGCGCACCAUGGCUGGAGUAUCUGAGCUGGAAAGUGCCCUGCAGAUGGAGCCCGCUGCUUUCCAGGCUUUGUAUUCCGCCGAGAAGCCGAAGCUGGAAGAGGAGAACCUCAUUUUCUUCUGUCAGAUGGGCAGGCGGGGCUUGCAGGCCACGCAGCUGGCCCAAGGCCUUGGAUACACAGGGGCUCGAAACUACGCAGGAGCCUAUAGAGAAUGGUCCCAGAAAGAAGGUUAGGUAGAAGAUGGCUUACUGAUGGCCCCCUCUCCCCCACUCCCAUGGCCCAAAACCCUAACCAAGGGUGGGGAAGGGGCAAACUUAGAAUGGGCAGCUCCUUACAGCACUGAGCACGCAAGCAUAUCAAAUAAAGAUAAUUUAAUAAAAAU